GGCGCAGCGGUUCAAGCCCGCGGGUCCUGGCUUCACCAUGGCCAAAUUCGUACUCGCUGGUGAGUGAUCCCCGCGUCCGCCCGCAGAUCGCUCAAAACACCGACAGCUACUCUGCUCCUAUGACCGCUUGCCGGUGAUCUUCUUAACUGGCCUAUGUUCUAGCAACUUCAGCCUCUAUAUGGACCACGCAGGCUUUAUUAUGCUUUCAUUCAAAAAUGUAUGUUGGGCAGUGACUAUACAAAGCACUGCUGGACACAGGGGAUACAGUGAGGGGAAAGACACAUCCCUGCCUUCGAGGAGCUUUCAGUCUCCUGGGAUACAGAAGCAUGUAAACAAGUACUUUUGAUACAGUGUGAUUAAUGCAAUGAGAGGUAGAGCAGAUUGCCCAUAUUAUGCUAAAGCAGAACUUCUGGCAGAUUAUUUACAAAAGAACCUUCCUGAUUUUCGGAUACAUAAAAUUACACAGCAUCCUGAUGUUUGGGAGGAGUGGCUGAAAGAGUUGUGUAAAAAGAAUAAGUGGAGUCACAAAAAUUCCCCCAUCAUCUGGAGAGAGCUGUUGGAUCGUGGAGGAAAGGGUUUGCUUUUGGGAGGAUAUAACGAGUUCCUAGAACAUGCCCAGCUUUACUAUGGUGUCACCUCUAGCAUGACCACUGAGCUGAUGAAGACAGCUGCUCAAGAGAACCUGGGGGCACACAUAGAAAAAGAGCUGGAGAAAGAAGCCCUGAAAGGUCUCAUCAACCCCUUGCAGGUCUGGAUCACCAGUGCAUCGGCUCUUGCCUGCUACAACCUAAUUCCCAUCUUGACAAGUGGUGAAGUGUUUGGACCGCAUAUGGAAAUUAGCAUAAACCUAUUUGACAACAAGCAGGCAGAAGAGAAACUCACAAGCCUUGUGAAGGAGGCUCAGGACCUGGCGUCGCCCUUCCUGCAGAGUGUGUCCGCCUGCACCCAAGCGGAGGAGGCCUUCCGCCAGGCCCACGUGAUCAUUUUUCUCGACGACCACGUGGACAAGGAGGUGUACAGUUUGGAAGACUGCAUCCGAAGCAAGGCUACUCUGUGCCACCUCUACGGAUCCCUGAUUGAGAAAAAUGCUCAUGAUUCCGUCAGAAUUAUUGUGGGAGGAAAAACCUUUGUGAAUCUCAAAACGUCUUUGCUUAUGAGAUACGCCCCAAACUUCGCCCACAAUAUUAUCGCUGUGGCCUUGGGCGUAGAAGGCAAAGCGAAGGCGGCGCUGGCCAGAAAACUGAAAACGACUCCGUCACGCAUCAAAGAUGUGAUAAUUUGGGGUAAUAUUAGUGGAAAUAACUACGUCGAUCUGAGAAAAGCCAAGGUUUACAGAUAUGAGAGUGCUGUUUGGGGACCUCCUCACUAUUCACGCCCUGUUUUAAGCCUGAUUUUUGAUAGUGACUGGGUAAACAGAGAAUUUGUGGAAAGUCUUAAAAAGUUCACCGCCACAGGAAGACAAUUUGGGGGCAUCUUAGCUGCACACAGUAUAGCCACUACGUUGAAAUACUGGUACCAUGGCUCACCCCCUGGGGAGAUUGUGUCUUUAGGGGUACUGAGUGAAGGCCAGUUUGGUAUUCCUGAAGGGAUUGUCUUUUCUAUGCCUGUGAAAUUCGAGAAUGGAACUUGGGUGGUUCUUACAGAUCUCGAAGAUAUUGAAAUAAGUGAACAAAUAAUGACCCGAAUGACAAGUGAUCUAAUUCAGGAGAAACUUGUUGCACUUGGAGAGUUGAUAAAUUUUCAGCCGUAUCAAUCAGAAACCGACUUAGCCAAAGAAGAUGAAAAGACCACCUUACCUACCACAAAUGACAACCGGGAGCAUUGCAAAGUCUCAGAUGGCCAUACCUAAGACAUGGGCCUAGGUGGCCAUGUUUGCUCAGAUGUCCUUACCACCUUGACCUCAGCUGAUUGGGCCAGAAUGGA
Messenger RNA from Delphinapterus leucas (beluga whale), 1923 nucleotides. The record is from RefSeq and is a predicted model, not a curated record. NCBI's taxonomy places the organism in Eukaryota, Metazoa, Chordata, Mammalia, Artiodactyla, Monodontidae.